Molecule: messenger RNA, 870 nt
Organism: Meira miltonrushii
Lineage: Eukaryota; Fungi; Basidiomycota; Exobasidiomycetes; Exobasidiales; Brachybasidiaceae
Exons: 2
Coding region: 1-870 (289 amino acids)
Biological process (GO): chromosome segregation
Cellular component (GO): Ndc80 complex
Source: RefSeq, a predicted model, not a curated record
AUGGGUGCGGGAAAGCUUUCAUCUUCGGUAAGCUUAUCUGCAUCGCAAUUCGGUCCCUCUUCCGGUCAGAAUUCUACAGGCUUCACUUUUAAGCCACAUGUUCUACUUUCCGGUAUAAAUGAGGAGUCGGGUAGGGGAAAAAGAGCCAUCUUAGAUUAUUCACAGCUGAAUGACAGGAUUGAAAUAUUUAAAGAAUUGAUGAAUGCACACCUUGAUCAAGUCACAAACGAAAUGGAGGAUAAACGUGAUCAACAUCAAAGUACAAUGCAAGAUCAGCAAAGCCAUGUGAACGCAAUCAAAGAAGGGAUCGAAAAGCAAAAAGAUGAUCAAAAGACACUCUAUCAAACUGUAGCAGCUGAAAGACAGGCGGAAAGUUCGGCUCAAUCUCAAUUAGCCUUGCUGCAAGCUUCACGUACAUCCUUGGGACAAAGAUUGACAGAAGCAGAAGCAGAGCGAGAUACAUUGCAAGCCAGCUUGGAGAAAAAGAAGCGAGCAUUCGAACAGAGAAAACAGAGGCUGACGCAACAGGUACGCAGAAAUAGACCAGAAUUGAUCCGAUUCAACGAGAAAUUAGGAUGUAGGGUUAGCGCUGACGCAUCCAAAUCUUCGAAUCGUUCGGUCAUCAAGUUCACUUUCAAUCUCAUCGAUCCGGACGAUUGGUCAUACGAAGCGAACUUUGUCAUCGAUGCAAGUCGAUCACAAUACAAGAUCGUUAGUGCUAAGCCUGCUUUGCCAAAUGAAGAUUUGCAACGUAUGUUGGCCGAUUUGAACAAAUCGAGAGCGUUGUUUACGUUCAUCAAGAGUAUGCGAUCUGCCUUUAAACAGGAAAUUGAAAAGCAGAAGCAUGCCAAAAAGUCUGCUCAGUCAUAG